Pelodiscus sinensis (Chinese soft-shelled turtle) is the source of this 1306-nucleotide messenger RNA. The record is from RefSeq and is a predicted model, not a curated record. NCBI's taxonomy places the organism in Eukaryota, Metazoa, Chordata, Testudines, Trionychidae.
GGUGGCCCAUUUGUAAUGGUGCAACAUGCAAGUAGACAAAUUGCUGCUGACAAACAGUACAAGGGUAUCAUUGAUUGUGUAGUCCGUAUCCCAAAGGAGCAAGGAAUGCUGUCCUUUUGGCGUGGAAACUUGGCUAAUGUCAUCAGAUAUUUCCCCACUCAGGCUCUCAAUUUUGCUUUCAAGGAUAAGUAUAAGCAGGUGUUCUUAGGAGGAGUGGACAAGCACACUCAAUUUUGGAGGUAUUUUGCUGGCAAUCUGGCUUCUGGUGGUGCAGCUGGAGCCACUUCUCUCUGCUUUGUCUAUCCUUUGGAUUUUGCAAGAACCCGUUUGGCUGCUGAUGUUGGAAAAGCUGGUGCUGACAGAGAAUUCAGAGGUCUUGGGGAUUGUCUAGUCAAAAUUACCAAGUCUGAUGGUCUGCGUGGCUUAUAUCAAGGAUUCAAUGUGUCUGUUCAGGGCAUCAUCAUCUAUAGAGCUGCCUACUUCGGAAUCUAUGAUACUGCAAAAGGCAUGCUUCCGGAUCCCAGAAACACUCAUAUUGUGAUAAGCUGGAUGAUUGCACAAACAGUGACUUCUGUGGCAGGUGUUGUCUCUUAUCCUUUUGAUACAGUGCGGCGCCGAAUGAUGAUGCAGUCAGGACGUAAAACAGCUGAUAUAAUGUACUCUGGAACAAUUGAUUGUUGGAGGAAGAUUGCAAGGGAUGAGGGAGGAAAAGCUUUUUUCAAAGGUGCAUGGUCCAAUGUUCUCCGAGGCAUGGGUGGUGCUUUUGUGCUUGUGCUGUAUGAUGAAUUCAAGAAAGUAAUUUAAAAACAGCCUGACUAGAAUUGGAAAUCAAGUUGAGCAUAUCAUGUAGAAUAACUUUGCUAUUAUGGACCAUUGACCUUCAAGAAAUUCCUGUGUUGUAUUAUUUAUCGGGGCCAGAUCAUGUUGGUAGAUGGGAGACUAGAAACUUAAGGAAACUGAUCUAUUUCAAGAUUGACUUUAUGACAGACACUGAAAUUGACAGUUCAGCAUUCUGAAUUGUCUAUAUUAGUGUUGGGAUAUCAAUGGCAGUAGGGCCAGGUCCAAAAUGGUUGAUUCACAAGCAGUUUGGACAAAUCAAGUUUUCUAUAUCUGCCCUCAGAUCAGUCUGUAGUUUCACAUCUUAUCUUAUAGGACCAUAAAAUUGUUUAUUUAACAGCUCAUGUCUAUUCCACUUGUAUUUAAGCACUCUGUACCAUUUUGCACAACUGAACAUCUAGCAAUUAUGUUUUUUAAAUUGGGGCAUUCUGCUGUAAAACAAUAAACAUACUUACUGUGUUGAAACUAA